Messenger RNA from Lolium perenne, 1443 nucleotides. The record is from RefSeq and is a predicted model, not a curated record. Lineage: Eukaryota; Viridiplantae; Streptophyta; Magnoliopsida; Poales; Poaceae.
UUGUUUUUAUCUUGGUGAUUUAGGCGAAAGGAAAUGACUACCGUUCCGGGUUCCCUGGUCUGGGAGCUUGUCAAGAAGAACAACUGCUUCCUGAUCAAGCAGUUCGGCAACAGCAACGCCAAGGUGCAGUUCAGCAAGGAGCCCAACAACCUCUACAAUGUCCACUCCUAUAAGUUCUCUGGUCCGUAGCUGCAUGCGCUGUUUAAACCCUUCUGUACCUAUAGAUCUAGUGUGGUGCUUACCGACGAGCUCCGCGACAAGAUCGUCAAGCAGGUGGAGUACUACUUCAGCGAUGAGAACCUUUCGACGGAUGAGUUUAUGUUGAAAUUUGUCAAAAAGAACAAGGAUGGCUUUGAGGCCACAGGUGAUCAAGUUCUGCUACAGGAAGAGUGGCAAGGAUGAUAGCAGCCAGGACCCCAUGACCCAACCUGCCAGCUCGCCCUUGAGCAGACAGAGCCUGUCCACGCCUGUCAUCGACCCCUACCAUGCUGGUGAGGAUUCUGUAUCGCUCACAGGGUUUUUCCUGAAGAACCAGGAGUUCCGCAAGAUGGCCAAGGCUGUCAAGAACUAGGUAAUAACACUACUCCUUGUUUGUUCAUGUGCUCUUUACUUCCAUCAUCUUUUCUGCUGGUCUAAAACAUAUGGAACGCUAAUAACCGCCAAUAUUAUGCUGGUCCUGGUGUUUCAUUUGAUAGAGCCUUGUUAUUUGGUUUUGUGAAAUGGGCUUCGAAUUUGUAAGAAGUAUCUCUCUGAACAGCUCCAGCUGAGAAUAAUUUACUCACGGCCAUGUCCAGCUCUGGUAUGCAUACCAUGUCCAUGUUGCAUCUUGGAUCUGUUAAUGCCUAGCGCUAGUAAUUUUGCAGCAAUGAAAGAAAAACAGGUGGUGUCAUUUUUGCAGAGUACAAGGUUCUUACCGGCAGGGCCCCGUCCCCGGCGGGUUGGUUGCAGAAUGUAGCAGCAGCAGCACGAAUUCGACCGGCGGCAGCUGCCGUUGCGAGCUGCUCCUGCGCGUCCCCCGUCCACGACGCGAGGGGCACGGAUGGGACGGCCGCGAGCGCGGACGAAGGCGGCGCAGCGGCGGCGGAGUGGGUCUCGAGGAAGAGGAGGCCAAACCUCGACGGCCGCCAGACGACCUCGACGGCGCAGUCGGUGUCGAGGAAGAGGAGCUCGGUGAGGUCGCCCACGAGGCCUUCCUGCGCAGGGAAAGGCGAAGCGACCGGCCGGCGGGCCCUCCGUGGGAGCCUCCCGACACCGAGCGGAUCCGCCCCGAACUCCCUCUCGCCGGGGAGCUGCGGACGGCAGCGCCGCGCCGUCGGCCUCCUCCUGGAAGAAGACGAGUCCUGAUUUGGACCUGAUUGCAAAGUAUUUUGAAUUCGCGAGGGGGUUAUUGUAAAAAUAACUUAUAACACUCGCCCGAACAGUAAUUCGGGUCGGAGGGAGUAC